This is a messenger RNA of Sebastes umbrosus (honeycomb rockfish), 4837 nucleotides long. Its product is annotated as zinc finger protein 821. The transcript has 6 exons. Lineage: Eukaryota; Metazoa; Chordata; Actinopteri; Perciformes; Sebastidae. Gene Ontology annotation, biological process: regulation of transcription by RNA polymerase II. Gene Ontology annotation, cellular component: nucleus. The coding region runs from base 232 to 1974 and encodes 580 amino acids. The record is from RefSeq and is a predicted model, not a curated record. Gene Ontology annotation, molecular function: RNA polymerase II cis-regulatory region sequence-specific DNA binding; DNA-binding transcription activator activity, RNA polymerase II-specific.
CACAAUCCUGUUCGGCUGUGGCUUCACUGCCUUCACGUUAGAGAUCAGCUGAGCUCCAGCAUCGCUGCAGUGAGAGCACGGUGUGCCAGCAGCGGCUGCUCGGCUCGGUGAUCGGAGCAGCUCGGGGCCGCUCGGGAAGCUCUCUGGUCCGGCUUUGCCAACAUUCUAAACCCGCUGAUCGACUGGAGACUGGAUCUUAUUUAAGAAAGCUGCAAGAAUGUGACUCUUUUUAUGUCUCCGUUUUUUAUUUUUUUACCCCCCGACUCUGCUGCUGAUCGAGUACACGAUUUGAUCACAUUUUUUUUUUUUUUUUGUAUUAUUAUUUCGCUCAUCAUCAUCUGUCCCCUCAGUGCGGAAAACACCUGGACUGGUCUCUCUCAGGGUAAAACCGUGCUGGUUCAGGAGGAGAUCCAGGUUUUUAACCGGGACUGGGCAAUAAUAUGUCCAGGCGAAAACAGACCAACCCCUUCAAAGUUGACUGUAGGUAUUCCAGGGCCAUUCCACACUUCAGGCAUCACAGGACUUCAGCACACUAUUAACAUGGAUGGCAGGGACGAAUUCACCGAAGACAGUGAAUGCUGCAGCAACAACUCCCAGGAAGUACAAGAGCAGGAUAGCAUCUCAGAAGACAGCGAUAGUGACCUUGACAACCACGGUGAAGACUCGUCCUCCAACACCUCCGCCGACGACCACAUGACCACCAAGAGAUCGCAGUGCCGCCUACAAGGAGCGGGAGUCAAAGAGAGCGAGGAAGGGGCGGACCACGGCCACAACUUUAUUUGUCCUCUCUGCACGCUGGAUUUCAGCAGUCCCGAGAAGCUCAUCUCCCAUGUCUACCAGCACACGACUAUGAUGAGCAACAGCAAGAGCUACGUGUGCCCAGUGUGUGGGCGAGCCCUGAGUUCGCCUGGCUCACUUGGACGACAUCUUCUCAUCCACUCCGAGGACCGCCUCUCCAACUGCGCUGUCUGUGGCGCGCGCUUCACAGACACCAACAACUUUAACAGGGAGAAGCUUAAAGAUGUCCUCGACACAACCAGGUUGGAUGUUAGCGAUGGAAGGGACUCCUGCUCCAUGUCCCUCUCCAGCAGCCCCAUGACCAGCCCGGGCCACGGCGCCUGCUCCUGCCACGGACCGGGCCCCAGUCCCAGUUCAUGCCAGGGCCCUCACGCCUGUCAAGUACCUGACCCCAACCCCAACCUAUGUCAAGUCCAUCGUACCUGCCAGGGACCAGGCCACAUCCCGAGCCAGUGUCAAGGCCCCAGACAGUGUCACGGCCAAGGACAUGGACAUGGACCGUGCGCAGGCUCUGACCAGGGACCCUCCUAUCCCUCGCUGCCCGACGGCCUCCUCUCCGAAGGGCCAUCACUGGCGUCUAUCCCCGACGCUCUUAACUCCUCUUCCCCGGGCUUCCCUCCCAUCGGCGACAUCCUGAGCCCGAUGCCGGUGUAUCCCGCCGGAGUGCUGCUGGUGUGCAACAGCUGCGUGGCCUACCAGCAGCUAGUGGAGGCCCAGUCGCCGCUGCGAAAGUGGGCUCUGCGUAGGAAGAACGAACCGUUGGAGGCCCGCAUGCAGCGUCUGGAGCGCGAGCGCACAGCGAAGAAGAACAAGCGGGCGUGCGAGACGGAAGACGAGAGGGAAAUAAGGAGGCUGCGGGACCGCGAGGCCAAGCGCAUGCAGAGGAUGCAGGAGUCGGAGGAUCAGCGGGCGCGCAGGCUGCAGAGAGACAGGGAGGCCAUGCGUAUGAAGAGGGCCAACGAGACGCCGGACAAGAGGCAGGCCAGGCUGAUCCGCGAGAGGGAGGCGAAGAGGAUCAAGCGGCGGCUGGAGAAGAUCGACCCCGCCCUGAGGACACAGAUAGAGCACGAUCCCGCUGCCAUGGCUGCCCUCACAGCGGACAUGAGUCUCUUUCAGUUCCCCUGCCCUAUGCCGGUCCCUUCCAUUGAUAACGGUCUGUUCAUGAAGCUGCCCUGAUGGGAUCGGUCCACUAGGGGGGGGGGGGAGCAACUGGCCUCUAGCAGGCACCAUUAACCUCUGCACUCCGCCGUGGUCACAGUGAACCAUUCCCAGCUGGUUUACCUCCAGCUUCUUCUGUGUUCGAACAGCUCCACAGACAAACUGCUUUGUUAAAUACAGCAAAAAACUACUUCAAUUUCUAAUUUAUUACAGUUUAGAAAACCUUGGCGACAGGGUUGAGAAUGUUUCAUAUUGUAUGGAUGAUGACAUAAACGCAUGUUGUAAAGAGAUUUUAUCUGUUCGUCAGCAGAUUUAACACAGUUCAUUCUAGUAGGAGCAGUUAUACUUCCUUUGAGGAAAAACAAAUCUUUUUGCACAUGGACCUUCAGUGACAGGAGCGGGGACUUUGUAGCCACAGCCCCACCCCUCUCCCUUGUUCCCUCCCUUCUGGUCCACUCCGCCAGCCCAGUGACUCGGGUUUACUGGUAGCUACACCUCUCUCUUCAAGCUGCCACCGUGGGUCCCUGGGAAAGUUCAUAUUCAGUCAAACUCUACUACCUCAGCUGGCGCCGUGGUCGCGCCCUUCUGUCUCGUGGCUUACUCGCGUUCCAACUCCCAAGCUUCCAAAGCUCUACGUGUACUGUACAAUAACUACAGAGGAUUGCGGGUUGCUUUACCACAGUUUUGUGUUUAUCACUCCGGCACUUUUAAUAGGACACAAACAUUCCCAGGAGAUUUACAAACUGCACCAUGCAUUUCCCAGAUUUGAUUAUAAUGUUUCAAAACAGAUUAUGAAUGUUUUGUCCUAUUGAACCACGCCCAGUGUUGAGCAGCAUUCCUCCCCCUCCUCACCUCCUGCGUUGUACAACUUGAUGCAUUCGCCUCUUUACAUUCUUCUUUGCCAAUAUUUGAAUCUGUUUUUCUUCUUUCUACAUCGUUACACUCCAAUGCCAAUGUCAUUUCUUUUUUUCUUUUCUUUUUUUACUAUCUGUUACAGAGCUUUUCUUUGGCUCAUAAGAAAUCCAGUCUGUGCUGCUGUACAAUACAUUAGUUACCUCUUUUAUAUUUUGGGCUCAUCACAUUAAGGAAUAUUGUGCUAAAAAUGCUCCGUUAAGUUUUCACAAUGAAACAGUUCCUUAUAUGAUAUUUUACUUGAAUUCUGCCCACUAAGACGCGUUUUGUUUUCCUCUUGAUGAGUCAAUUACAACAUGAAAAUGUGUUAUUAUUGUUUAGAGGAUCAUAUACACAGAUAAUGCAUCCUCUGCGAGCAAUUUGUGUAGCAUUCACAAGCUGCAGUACCUUCAGUAUAUAUGUGACCUGUACCACUUAAAUUGGGGUUUAACGUAAAUCCCGUCAGCAGAAUUGAUGAAAGCUAUUUAUUGAUUUAUAUGAACUCCUUUUAAACUGUUUUAUUUUUUAAUCCCCAUCCGUUACUGAGCACUGGGGCUGAUCUCAUGACACAUACAGCCCAUACUGGGAGAGAGAUUUUAUUAAUCUAUAUUCAUUAACCUCAUUCCAGCACAUAUUUAUGCAAUAUGAUGUGAAUAUAUUUUUCUCGUGAAAAUGUUUUGGGUUAUUUUGUUUACCGUCGGUGGUAUAAAAUAGUUUAAAUGUUUAAAUUAGAGGCCAUUUCUGGACUUCCCUUGUUUUAAUUUCCUGUAAGGUUACCUCCUCUCGACUUCAUAUCUCCAGAUGCAAAACAUUUUACAGUGUCAAUAAGCAGUUUCUGAAGUAUUCUUCAAAGAAUACCAGAGACGAGGACAAGUACUGGUUCUGUUUGAGUCACUCCUAGACGAGAGUCAACCUACCUGGCUGUUUUAUUACAGCAAAUUUAACAAAAGGGGGGAAAUAAAUAGGGAUUUAUUUUGUUUCAUUCUCAGAGGCUUUUCUAGGAGUGCAUCAAACCUCUAUGCAACAGAUGUGUUAUUUAUUCCAAUUCACUUUUCACUGAAACUAUGCAGAAUGCAACUUUAAUUUAAAACGGACUUCAACGUAAAGAGUUUAGCUUCUCAGGCAAUUUUAACUCAGUGAGAGGGCUCAGAGCCUAGAAACAACACCCUGGUCCAUAAGAAUCAUUUAUAGAUCUAUCACAUGACGUCAUAGCAACAGUUUUUGGCAGUUGUGUGACUUUUCUAGAGACACUUUGUCUUCGGAGAUCUGUUUUCUCUUCCUGGUUCAGCACAUGAAAGCAACAGGGUCUCACUGCCAUCCUACUCAUGACAUACUGUACCAAGGGCAGAUGGGUGUUCUCCACAGAGGCUUCAGGUGUCAUGUAUUCCUCUCUUCUCUCAGACUAUGAAUACUGGGUAUUCUCGGAGGUUGCUCUUUGAAAUUGCUGUGAUCCCCUUUUUUGUCCUACAGUGGACCAAUGCGACAGAAGCCUGCUUGCGGCGUCUGUGGUCUGACAUACUAUUGCAAAAGGAAUUACUCUGAACUCUGAGGCGAUGCUGGUCUUUUACGAGCAGCACUCUCAGUGUGGAUUAGGUAAGCACUGCAUGUCGUGAAACUGCACUUGUCCUAGAAUGGUUCAAUAUGAGCUUGUGUUCUACUGUUAGUUUAUGCCUGCCUGUUUUUUACAGUUUAAUCAAAAGAAAAAAAUGUUGUUUAAAAAAAAAUACUAAAAAAAAAACGUUGGCCUUUCUGUAUUAAUUCUAUCAGGAUUUUUCUCUCAAUGUCCAUGUUUACAAAACAGAUCUCUCUGAACAAGGCCAAAUGAAUGAGCUAAACUGCUAAAUGAGAACAUUCAUGCUUGCUGCGAUAUCAAUGCAUUCUGACUGGAUGGCACUUUGGGGAUGCCAUCCUCUGUUACUGGAUUAACAGAUGUACAGACCGUGAUGAAACCUGGUAAAGAAUGUGGAAAUAAACAUUGACUUUACUAUAA